Molecule: messenger RNA, 2967 nt
Organism: Pieris napi
Lineage: Eukaryota; Metazoa; Arthropoda; Insecta; Lepidoptera; Pieridae
Gene: tmod
Product: tropomodulin
Exons: 11
Coding region: 157-1500 (447 amino acids)
Biological process (GO): myofibril assembly; pointed-end actin filament capping
Cellular component (GO): myofibril
Molecular function (GO): tropomyosin binding
Source: RefSeq, a predicted model, not a curated record
CCAGUCUUUGAUUGUCAUUCAUUCGCGUUAGACGGUGCUAUUGGCGCUGUAAAAAACAAUACCUGCUGUUUUGUAGUUUAUAGAAAUAAAGAAGUGAUUCCAAUACUUAUUCGAAACAUUCCACGUAAGAAGUCGUCAAGUACGAAAACGACGACAAUGACGACACCGGCCAAGUUGUACGGCAGAGAAUUGUCCACAUACGAUGAAAUUGAUGUCGACGAACUUUUGUCGAAGUUGACACAAGAAGAGCUGACUAUGCUCGCUAAGGAAGUAGACCCCGAUGACACAUUUUUACCACCAUCUCAAAGGACAAACUAUGCAUGUGAAAAGGAUCCCACUGGCCCGCUGAAUCGUAAGAAAUUGAUUGAACAUAUUAAUAAGCAGGCACUUGAGACGCCUGAUAGGCCAGAGGUGAAACCAUAUGUCGCCGGUGUUGUUAGAGGGAAAAAGUGGAUUCCACCACCACCUCCAGAGAAAGUCCGUGAUGCAGAUGAACAAAUUACAAUAGAUCUAGGUGAUGAAUAUGAGCAGGCACUCACCUCUGCCUCACAGGAGGAAAUCAUUGACCUUGCCGCUAUUCUCGGGUUCCACUCAAUGAUGAAUCAGGACCAGUACCACGCCUCAUUAUUAAACAAGGGGCAACCUGUUGGCCUCGGAUGGGACGGUAUCACAAAAGCGACUAAACCGAAGGUGUACCCAAUGGACCCACCAAACGACACAGACCCCGAAGAUACCAUCAAAAGGGUGAAGGAGAAUGACCAGAAUCUGACAGAUCUCAAUUGGAAUAAUAUUAAGAACAUAAGCGAUGAGAAAUUCGAGAAACUCUUCGAAGGGUUAAAAACAAAUACACAUUUGGAAGUUCUAUCGCUGGUUAACGUGGGUCUGAACGACCGCACGGCCCAACUUUUGGCUGACGCCUUGGAACAGAAUUCGACAUUGCGAGUGGUUAAUGUGGAGACUAACUUUAUCAGCCCCCCUGGUGUGGUGCAAUUGGUUAAAUCCCUGCUUACAACGACCAUUGUUGAGGAGUUCCGGGCUUCCAACCAGCGGUCGCAAGUCCUCGGCAACAAGAUUGAGAUGGAAAUAACGAAGUUGGUGGAAGCAAAUCCCACUUUGCUCCGACUGGGUCUGCACCUCGAGUACAGCGACGCUCGCCAUCGCGUCGCCAGUCAUCUGCAGAGGAACAUCGACAGAAAUUGCCGAGUGCAAAAGCGCACUAACGUGUCCCUGCGACUCCGCCUGCCCGGCCGGCCGCCCGCGGUGGGCGUCGACGCUAGCUUGUUGAACCUCACGCCGCCCAGCGCCGAAACACCCACGCCCACUAAAGAGACGGUAAUACCGGUCCUCGACGAAAGCGUCGAAAACACGAUCCUCAUACCGGCAGACGUUGUUCAGGAGCAGAACGGACGUAGCCCGACGACCACGCAAUUGCCAAACUUUAACCCCAAUCCAUACUCUACGGAAAGACCUAACGCUACGACUCCAGUUCAGGUUCUUUAACAACCUGCAAAAAGGCGCGCGUAGCCAAUAGAUUAAGGUGGCAGAGCUCUUCGCUUGACUCGAUGCACCCGCAGUCGUAGCUACGUUGUGGGUUGGAUCCCGUGAACUCGAGUAUACAGACAUAUAAACACAAAUUGUGCGCGUAAAUAUCGAACACCAUACGAUUUUUUUUAAUUUACGCAUCCUUAAGGUUUAAAAAUCGAGUACAAGUCAAUAAUGACCGGUUUUUUUGUGUUUAUAUGUCUCUGUCUUAGCUAAACUCGCCCGCAGUCGCUGCCUUUACGCUGUCCAUACUCUUUGUAACUGUGUAGUUGAUAAAUUUUGGUGCCUCUUGUGCCCACUUAGGCUUCGCGUUCACUUUCGUCUCUUUCUGUCAAAUACUAUAUUCGCUAAGAUGGAAAGAGACAAAUAAUUGCUUUUGGUAGAACAGAAUAAGACUGGUGUUUAUGAAAGGUUCUUAUUCUGACGCCAAUUUGGUGAGAUUGAAAUGUAGAUUUAAAACGCGUCUGAAAUUAGGGCCGUAGCUUUACGCACUCGUGCGUUGGUGCUCGUAUAUUUAUUUCUAGCUAUUUUUAUAUCACUUUUUAACAUUUGACUACACAAGGACAAAGAUCACAGACAGUUAUUUUAAUAGGGAAUGUUUGGUACAAAUUGUGAGUUUAUUUUGGACCGGUACGUCUAGAUGGCAGGUCCGAGCCUAGACUAUGGGUAACAAAAUAAAAUCGUACGAUUUGUUUGAAUGAAAGUAUGUUUAUUAAUUCUUAGCGUGUUAAUGAAUUCGUAUUAAUUUUAUCAUUUUAAUGAAUUGUAAUAUAUUGUAAGUUUACAUUCCGUUAACGCUAAACAUGCUUCUCUAUUGACCUGCAACUGUUUUCACACAAAUUGAUAUAACUUCGAACGGCCAUAGUUUGUCUGUUUUUGUACAAAUUUUUAUUACAAAUGACAUAAUUUAUAAUACAAUUUCUUUACAUUUAAGUUUGUAGCAAUUAAGGGAGAAGUAAUGUUCCGCGUAAACGGAGAGCUAAGUUUUUAAAUUUCAUAAAGCUGUAGGUUCUAUUAUCGCAGAUUCGUUUAGUUACUUUCUAGUUAAAGUCGAGUCACUUUCAGGCUUUCGAUGUCGGCUUUGUAACAUUUAGCUUAUGAUGCUAAUCAUUGUAACUAUGUAUAUUAGUAAAGGAUCCUAGAAUCCAUAACGUUGUGAUAAACAUCUUUUUUUUCCAAUAAAUUGCUUGAUUAUUUUCAUUUUAGUUUUGAUUUUUGGCAUCGAUUGGGAACAAGUAUCCCAUUUUGAAAUUAGCCAAAUUGUAUAUGAAUUUUAGAUUUUUUAUGUACCGAUAAUGAAAUAAAAUUUUAUUAUUAUAGAUUUUAUUUAUACUUUUGACGUAAGCAUUUUGAUUCAACGACAACCUCGAAGUAGAGUCGCAGUUCUGUAGUUUGUGACAAAAUGUAAUAAAAAACAAUUAUUCA